Molecule: messenger RNA, 2334 nt
Organism: Symbiodinium natans
Lineage: Eukaryota; Dinophyceae; Suessiales; Symbiodiniaceae
Source: the annotation of a GenBank genome assembly
AUGCAGCUUCCCACAGAUGGUUCAUACGAAGGCGAGCUGGCGAGCAGCAUCCUGCUUGAAGAGGGUGAUGCGCCAAGCAGACCAGAACUUCCAGGGCUGAGAAAUCCCUUGCUCGAGCCUUGCCCACCGUUCUUCACCAGCGGCUUGGGAGGUUUGGAUGAGGCCAGGGGCAGAGCACCUUACCAAAGGAUCGAAGAGGCUCCCCACAGAACUCCCACCAGAACACCGUCGCCAGUCUAUCAGUAUGGUGGUGGUGUUAUCAAUAGUUUUGGCGAGCCAGAUGGUAUUGGACUCCCUCCAGCCAAGAAUGCGCAAGCUGCUCCACUGGGCACGCCGCAACGCGUACCAGACAGCAGUGCACCUGCAGGAGGUCCAAGCGGAUCGGCAACCUGCAGCGGCAGCGAGACCGUCAGAACCGUCCAGCAAGUCGGUUGCGCAAGUGCCUGUCGAUGCGAACGUGCUGUCUAUGAUGAUGAUGCAAGCACAGCAGCAGCAACAACAGCAGCAACCAUCGCAGCCAACGCAACAGGCAUGGGUCCCAGCUUGCUGACACAUGCGUGCAUAGUCUUUGCCGGCCAGCCAGAUCUUAGUGGAUUCUUAGUGUGGACGUCUCCCUCAUCUCCGUCACUCAGUUUCAUUACCGCGAACUCGGCAUCAUCACUUCACCGUCUCUAUCGCUUCGUAGCCUUCGUUCCAAGAACCUUCUUUUAUGUGCUGGCUCUGGCCCCCUGCCUCUUGAGCCGCUGUCCUUUUGGCUUAAACGGGGAAGUGACCGUCUUCCCAUCUAAGGUGGCCCAGCCACAGCCGCAGCCUUCGCAGCCUGGGCCCGCGCAGCCUGGGCCCGCGCAGCCUGCAGCGCCUGGGCCUACCAACGCUUUCCCGGCCAUCUCCCCUCUCACGACGCUGAGCUCCCUUGGAGCCUCCGGACUUCCCACCUCUGCCCCUCCAUCGGCGCCGCCUCCGCCGGCGCCGCGAAAGGCUGAGCGGCAAGAACGGGACAAGGAGCCCAAGGAGAAGGAGAAUGUGCUGAGCCCCAGCCAAGCCUUGCCCCCUGGACCCCAGCCACCACGGCCCGUGGCACCCGAAAGCAAGAAGACCAAAGCACGCAGGGACAAGGAACCCAAACAUGCUCCUCAGCCCCAGCAGCAUGAACCUGGCGCAAUUGCGCCAGGGUCAGCGAGCUUGAAUAGGGCUUCGGACAAAGGAGGAGGAAAAGGUGACAGGCGGAGGCGGAGUGGUGGGCAGGUCGAGGCUGGCGAUGACCGCGCUGCCAGCAAGCUAAGGCCGCAGGCCACAAGUCCGCUCAUCGAGCAUUUGAAGGCACGAGAACGGCUUGUUGAUCUUGCCGAACUUUCCGGACACAUCAGCGAGAUUGCCCAGGAUCAGUACGGCUCCAGGCUUAUACAGCAGAAGCUGGAAGUGGCAAGCGACGAGCAAAAGCAAAUGGCCUUUAAGCAGGUGCUUCAAAAGAUGUCGCAGCUGACAACGGAUGUUUUCGGAAAUUAUGUAAUACAGAAAUUCUUCGAGUACGGCAACUCUGAGCAGAGGCGAAUCCUUGCGGAGCAGCUGGUUGGGCAAGUCCUGAAGCUUUCCCUCCAGAUGUAUGGGUGCCGAGUAGUGCAGAAGGCGCUGGACUCGGUGCCAAUCGAGCAGCAAGUCCUUCUGAUUGGCGAGUUGAAAGGUCACGUGAUCAAAUGCAUUGAAGAUCAGCAUGGCAACCAUGUUAUCCAGAAAUGCAUUGAGCGCCUGCCAACGGAUCGAAUCGGGUUCAUCGUCGAUUCAUUCGCUGGUCAAGCGUCGCGAAUGGCCAAACACUGCUAUGGCUGCAGAGUCAUUCAGCGGCUUAUAGAAUACUGCGCUUCGGCCCAGAUCUCUGCACUCCUCGACGAGGUGUUGGGUUGCUGUAUGGAGCUGGCAACAGAUCAGUAUGGCAACUACGUUGUGCAGCAUGUCAUGGAGCACAGCAGUCGCCCUGGUGACCGGCAGCAAGUGAUGAACAUUGUUCGCAAGAACAUUUUGUCGCUUUCCUGCCACAAGUAUGCCAGCAACGUGAUUGAGAAGGCCUUGCAGUGUGCAACACCAGAAGAGAGAUCACACCUGGUGGAGGCAAUAACUGGCCAACAGGGCGAUCCACACCCGCCUUUGCUUGUCAUGAUGCGAGACCGGUUUGGCAACUACAUAGUUCAACGCGUGAUUGCACUGGCGCAAAGUCCACAGCGUGAUUUGCUGUUCUGGAAACUUCGGGAACACAUGCCGGUGCUCAAGAAGUCAAACACGUACGGCAAACACAUAAUCUCUGCGCUGGAACGGGCUCAAACAAGUCCAAAAGACUGA